AUGAGUAGUAAAGGGACAGAAAGAAAGAAAAGGGAUAGAGAAGUAGAGUCGCCGAAAGAGAACGAGCAGGUCUUCCACAGAAGCAAAAUAACAGUAAGAUCACCUCUGCAAUCGAGAGAGAAGGAAAAUCAAGAAGAUAUAGAGAUGGAGGAGGUCAAGAAGAUGAUCUGCGAACUUGUGACACAAAUCAGAGGUGAUAUGAGAGAAAGUAAUAAACAACUAUUGAACGAAUGGAAUACACAGCUUAAAGAGGAGCUUAAAACAAUAAGAGAAGAAUUAAAGCAAACUAGAGAUCAACUACAGGAGCAAAAUCAAGAAAUUAGAGAUAAGUAUGAAGAAUGGAAGAGAGCUAAGGAAAAAAUGGGAAAGAGAGUGGGUGAAGUAGAAAGUCAACUAGAUCGAAUGGAGAGAGAAAAGAGAAGAAAUAAAGUAGUGAUGAUGGGAUUGGAAAUAGAAACAGGAGAGCAGAAGCAGAUAAUUGGAAAAGUGACAAAAUUUUUAGAAGAGAAAGUCAAAAUAGAGAAGACUUGGGUGCAAAGAGAAAACUGGGAGAAAUUGGAAGAGACACACACAAAGGAAAAGAAAAAGGGGAGAGCAAGCGGGGGAAUAGUAAUGGGAAUUCGAAAAGAAAUGCAAGAAUUGGAAAAUGGAAAGAGAAGACACGAAAGAAAAGAAUUAGAAAAAAGAAUAUGGGAUGAAGAGGGAAUUCAAAAAUACAGAAGUAGAGUAGAAAAAAGGAAAUUCGAAGUAAAAGAAGAUAUAGAAGCUAUGAUGGUGGAACUGAGCAACCUAAUUGUAGAAGCUACAUAUGGCAAGGGCGGGAUAAUGGAUGGAACGGAGAAUGUAGUGAGUUGA
Molecule: messenger RNA, 855 nt
Organism: Zophobas morio
Lineage: Eukaryota; Metazoa; Arthropoda; Insecta; Coleoptera; Tenebrionidae
Product: synaptonemal complex protein 1-like
Exons: 3
Coding region: 1-855 (284 amino acids)
Source: RefSeq, a predicted model, not a curated record